AUGAACCACGUUAAAUGUGAAGGUGGCGAUGCACCAAUAACAGCGUUUGGCAGAAGUGAUAUCUUGAACAUUCGUCCCGGCCACAGUGGAAUUAAAACUGAUUUCAUCGGCACAACUGCUUUAAAUACAUGCGUUGGGUUAGUCUUCUUAUUAAAGAAUGAAGAUUCGCCGAAUGAUACUCGUUGUAUGCUCGUACAUUGGAAUGUUGAUUAUUGCUCAGUCAAUUUUUCCAGUCCUUUGGCUUAUCAUAAUCAAAUAUCAUGUGAACAAAUAAUUCAAAGAAUCGACGAUGACUUGAAAAUAAAAAGAUUAAGAAAUUAUUCUGCAGAAAAACUAAUUAUUCUAGGUGGAACAUCAGAUGAUUCUGAAAAAACAAACGAAAGAAUACAAAUGGGUUUUAGAGAGCUACAAUCGAUACAAUAUAUGUUGCCAAUAAAUGAAAGAAGUUUAAUUCCGAAUGACAUACAAUAUAUAAAUUCGAUAUGUUUGAAUGACGUUGGUUCCAAUAUUGUCAAUUAUAUUACUUCCGGCCUCGAUAUUGCUUUCAACGUUCAGCUACAGAGAAUUUUGAUGGAUCUUCGAGUCAACGAAACAGAUAUUGUGUUUUUUGAAAUUGAUUUAAAUCAAAACUGCAUAUGUGCUGGUUUUUAUAUGGCUAAAAUGAAAAAAAUCAUUUUAAACGGAAAUUUGAAAAAAAUUGAAUACGUUUUGAAAUUAUUGAGAAAUCUUAACGGAUUUAAAACAAGUUUUCGUCAUAUUACAACAAUUUGGAAUCAUGAAUUAUAA
Molecule: messenger RNA, 786 nt
Organism: Didymodactylos carnosus
Lineage: Eukaryota; Metazoa; Rotifera; Eurotatoria; Philodinida; Philodinidae
Source: the annotation of a GenBank genome assembly